AUUAAAAUCUUUUUCACCCAAUGGAGCUUCUAGCGGGAGUGAAGCGGGACCAAUCGAGACCAAGCGGGACGCGUCGGUUGCUAGAUCCAGUCUUUACUCUUCCAUAGGAUGACUCAUUCACCACCACAACCAUGCUCACAUAGUUACUGACGACGCAAAGAAUUUCUUCGAAGCGCUUCCCGCAUGUGUAGUUUAUAUUACUGGCUUCGUCUGUGGAAUUAUACAUGAUAGGAUAACCCACAGAUUUCCAUCAAAUGUAGCUGAAGCGUCCAUAGUCAAAUGCAGCUGUUUUGGUCAAAAUAACCGGGGGAAAGCGUGUUCUAUCGGCCACGAACGAAGCACGAAAGAUCUUCUUUGAGAUACUUAAAGUAAACGUACACGUGAAUUUACCACCAUUGUGUGGAAAAAUGCCUUUAGAAUCCUAUACCAUUGGGAAAGUAAUCGGAAAAGGAAGCUAUGGAGAGGUUUGCCUGGUUAAACAUCGAAAGGAUAGAAAACAGUAUGUCAUGAAAAAGGUCGAUCUUUCGAAAGCGUCGUCUAAAGAAAGAAUAGCUGCUGAGCAAGAGGCGCAGUUGUUAUCCCAGUUGCGUCAUCCCAACAUUGUUUCAUACCGAGAGUCAUUCCAAGAUGAAAAAGGAUUUCUCCACAUUGUAAUGAACUUUUGUGAGGGAGGUGAUUUGUACACAAAGCUAAAAGCACAUUCAAAAGAUGGAAAAAUUCUGGAAGAGACACAAGUUGUUGAGUGGUUUGUUCAAAUUGCAAUGGCAUUACAGUAUAUUCAUGACAGGAAUGUUCUUCAUAGGGAUUUGAAGACUCAAAAUAUAUUUCUGACAAAGAGCAACAUUAUUAAAGUUGGUGAUCUUGGUAUAGCAAGAGUGCUGGAAACAUCCUCUGAUAUGGCUACAACACUUAUAGGAACACCAUACUACAUGUCACCAGAACUCUUCUCUAAUAAACCCUAUAAUCACAAGUCUGACAUGUGGGCUUUAGGUUGCUGUUUGUAUGAAAUGUGUACACUGAGACAUGCUUUCAAUGCAAAGGAUAUGAGUUCUUUGGUUUACAAGAUUCUUAAAGGAAAGAUUCCACCUCUACCAACACAUUACAGUAGUGAUCUGCGUUCAAUAGUGCAAAGCAUGUUGGAGCUGGAACCUGAGAAAAGACCAAGUGCUUCACGCCUUCUGCGUCAUAACUACAUCAAAAAACAGAUUGCUUUGUUUCUUGAGGGCACGAAAAACAGGCAAAAACAGAAAACCUCGUCAAAAGGAGAGAGAAUUUCAAGUGCUAAGUUUAAGUCUUCAGAUUCACGAACAUCCAAGUCCGAUUCAGGAUAUUCCGGUUCAGGACUAGAGGCUUCUAUUGCUACAAUUUCUGCUGUGGAUUGUGUUAUAGAGGACGAAAAACCUGCUAAGGAAUCACCCAAGCCUUCGUCACGAAAUGACCAGGGAAGAUCGUCUGUGGAUUCAACAAGUUCCUCAAGUGGAUCAUCCGAAAAAGGAAAAACUGAGGUGAACGUUAAGAAAAUUGAAGAGAAAAAUGUAGUGGACUUGAAACAAAAAGAAGCAAUUAAGAAACAAAUGGCUAAAAGGAAAAAGUCAGCUGGCAGUGAAAAGACUAGUAAUAGACAGGCAGCAAAGCAGAGAGGUGUAGACGAAGAUAUUUCGGUCAGGCGGUCAGCUGAAGAUGUUAAAAAGGCUGCAGCUGGAGAUGAGAAGAGACCUUUGCCUAGUGCCGUCAAGUCAAAGACACCCAAGGCAGAGUCUCAUCAACUUCAGCGACCCUUACCACAGCCUCCCAAGGGAGGGGUCCCAGGGAUAGAUUUGCCCGCCUCUAGAAGCCCCAGAGCGAGGCGGAGAUACAAAGUCACGUCCAGCUCACACGCGGCCAGAUCACAUUAUGCCGAGGAGGAGGAAGAGGAGGAGGAGGAAAUUAGUGCUGCGGACUCUGAAGCAAGUUGCAAGUCUGUCAGUGACAACACGCCUGUGAGUGGCUUAUCUGCGCGAGAGAGACGGAGGCUCAAACAACGACAGAAAGGCGACAAAAAUGCCGCACCCACUCCUCCCUCAGUGCCUGUACUCCCCUCCCCUAGUGAGGUGAUUGCUGCCAAAGUCAAGAGAUCACAGGAGAGCUACCAAGGAGGUACGACAUUCGUCAUUUCAUUGAGAGAGUUUAUAUGCAGUUUUCCUAUGUUGUUUGUUGUUUUUAUUUUUGCUUUUCUAGCUACCCCCAGGCAGGGGUCAGCGGUCCGUGAUCCUAGACGUCAGUUAGGCCCCGAGGGUUUUGACACCCCGGAUGGUCCCACGCCCAUUGCUCGGCAAGAAUCAAGUGCUUCUAUCGCGGACUCUGUUGAACAUGAUAGCGACACAGACUCGGAAUUAGAGGAAAUCAGUUUAGAUGAACCUUCAGCGCAUGCUCCUAGAAACCCUCGCAGACAAAGUGACGUCACUUCUCUUAUCACAGCACUGGACACCACGUUGAAAAUGACAAAUGUCAGCGUUGAUAGGGAAUCCCCGGAUGUGGAGACUCCGCCAGAAAAAUACGAAGAGAUGGAACCACUUGACGUGCCUUAUGGUGGAUCACCUACAACAUCUGGAAGAUUACGAGACAGAAUAGAUCGAUUGAGAAGGUAAGGGUUCUGUCUUUGUAUGCAC
Molecule: messenger RNA, 2648 nt
Organism: Orbicella faveolata
Lineage: Eukaryota; Metazoa; Cnidaria; Anthozoa; Scleractinia; Merulinidae
Biological process (GO): protein phosphorylation
Molecular function (GO): ATP binding; protein kinase activity
Source: RefSeq, a predicted model, not a curated record